Molecule: messenger RNA, 489 nt
Organism: Meloidogyne enterolobii
Lineage: Eukaryota; Metazoa; Nematoda; Chromadorea; Rhabditida; Meloidogynidae
Source: the annotation of a GenBank genome assembly
AUGCGGGAAUUUCUUGCCCAUAAAAUCCACGCUUCCGGUUUUGAUGAAAAGAUAAGAGGAAAUAGUGAAGAAGAAGAGAAAUUUGUGAAAGAAUGUUGUGAAAUGUUUGGAAUGAAGAUAGAAAGGGAAAAGAUGGUACCAAAUAAAGGAAAGAGGGCAAUUGCAAAACUGGCUGUAAAUAACCUUUGGGGGCGUUUUUCACUAAGAAAUCAGGGAUUUACUCAAACUCACAUCACCGACGAUCUAGCUGAACUCGGGGAAUACAUUCACAACAAUUCAAUAGAAGUUGCAGCAAUUGAAGAAUUAAACAGCGAAACAUUGAUGAUACGCUAUUCAAAGAAGAAGGAAUGGAUAGAAGAACAUGAUAGCUCAAAUGUGGUGAUUUCGUUAUGGACAACCUCCGCCGCACGCUUGCACCUCCUGAAGUUGAUGCAAAAAGUGGUACGAACGCCUGGUUGUUCACUACUUUACACUGGUAUUUUUUCUUAA